Messenger RNA from Xyrauchen texanus (razorback sucker), 9447 nucleotides. Its product is annotated as plexin-A4. NCBI's taxonomy places the organism in Eukaryota, Metazoa, Chordata, Actinopteri, Cypriniformes, Catostomidae. Gene Ontology annotation, molecular function: semaphorin receptor activity; protein binding. The transcript has 32 exons. The record is from RefSeq and is a predicted model, not a curated record. Gene Ontology annotation, cellular component: semaphorin receptor complex. Bases 617 to 6331 code for a protein of 1904 amino acids. Gene Ontology annotation, biological process: regulation of cell shape; regulation of GTPase activity; negative regulation of cell adhesion.
AACGCCUCUGCUGUGAUACUUGGGAGUCAGCAGCGAACCAGCAAACUCCGAAACAGCCACUCUGACUCUUGAGCUGUGACUGAAGCGCGCACAGCGCGUUACUUCCCUCGCGCACGGACUCUGUACGCAACCACAGCUGCUGCUGCUGCACGAGGAUUUUAAGUGGCGGUUAUAGUGCGUUUUUAAAUCUGUCAAUCAGUACGUCAUGAUGGAAAUUAUAGCGAGAGCGGCAGUUUUAACGGUCACCAGCGCUUGGGCAUAGACGCUGAGGAGGACACCGCUGAACGUUGAUGGGAUUCUGCAGCUCGUCUCUCGUUUCUUCAUGAGGAAAUUAAACGGGUGGAUUUUUGAGAUAAUAUAAAAACAAGUGAAUUAUUCUGAAUCCACUGUUUCAAACGCCGUCUUGGCUGUAUUUCUGGAGUACGUGAGUCGGUAUUCUUGGGAAGGUGCCCAUCAUCUGCAGUGUCAGCGCGACUGCGGCGUUGAUGUGAAAUCCGCAGCGAGAACAGGUAACUAAUGUCAAGAGAAUGCCAACCUCAAGAGAAGCCUGAAAACUGAGACGGAGUACAGGUAGUGAGUAGUGGACAGAGACACACUUCCCAUAAGGCACAGGACAAUGGCGUCCCACAAAAAUAGAUGGAGCUUUUUAACUUUCUUUUGCUGCAUCAUGGUUCUGUUGGUUUCCCUCAUGGCUACCAGGUCACAGCAGCCUUCAGCGGCAUCCAGAGUUCAUGAGGAAUGCAGUACAUUCAAAGCAGAAAACCCUGAAUGGACCUUUAACCACCUGGCAGUGGACCACAGAAAUGGGAAUGUGUACCUUGGGGCAGUGAACCGAAUCUACAAACUCUCCCCUGGGCUGGACGUACAAGUGUCACAUCAGACCGGCCCAGAUGAGGAUAACCGCAACUGCUACCCACCCCGCAUAGUGCAGCCUUGUAGCGAACCGCUCACUUUGACCAAUAACGUCAAUAAGAUGCUGCUGAUGGACUAUAGAGAGAACCGGCUGCUGGCCUGCGGCAGCCUCUACCAGGGUAUUUGCAAGCUGCUUCGUCUGGAUGAUCUAUUUAAGCUUGGAGAGCCCUUCCAUAAAAAAGAGCACUACCUCUCUGGCGUCAAUGAGAGUGGCUCCGUCUUUGGGGUCAUUGUGUCUUACAGUGGUGCCUCGCCUGAUAAGCUGUUUGUGGCCACAGCUGUUGAUGGGAGACCGGAGUACUUCCCUACAAUAUCUAGUCGAAAACUCACCCGUAACUCUGAGGAGGACGGAAUGUUUGCCUACGUCUUCCAUGAUGAAUUUGUUGCCUCCAUGAUUAAGAUUCCAUCAGAUACUUUCACGGUGGUGCCGGACUUUGACAUCUAUUACGUAUAUGGGUUUAGCAGUGGAAAUUUUGUGUAUUUUCUCACAUUACAACCUGAAAUGGGCGGAGGCCCGACAACCGGGUCAUCCUCAGCCGGCCGUGAACAAGUGUACACCUCAAAACUGGUGCGACUUUGCAAGGAUGACACUGCAUUCAACUCGUACGUUGAGGUUCCUCUGGGUUGUGUAAAGGGUGGCAUAGAGUAUCGCCUAUUGCAGGCUGCCUACCUAUCCAAGGCAGGUACUAUCCUGGCACGUUCACUGGGCAUAGGAUCUGAUGAUGACAUCCUUUAUACCGUGUUCUCCAAAGGACAGAAAAGGAGGCCAAAGGAGUCAUCUCAAGAGUCUGCACUCUGUGUGUUCACCUUAAAAGAGAUCAAUGAAAGAAUCAAGGACAGGUUGCAGUCAUGCUAUAAAGGAGAGGGAACACUGGAUCUCGCCUGGCUCAAAGUGAAAGACAUCUCAUGCAGUAGUGCGCUUCUCACCAUUGAUGACAACUUCUGUGGACUGGAUAUGAACGCCCCUCUUGGUGUCUCGGAGAUGGUACGCGGUAUUCCUCUUUUCUCCGAGUCCAAUGACAAAAUGACAUCCGUUAUCGCAUAUGUGUACAAGAAUCACUCCCUGGCUUUUGUUGGGACCAAAGGUGGUCGUCUGAAAAAGAUACGAGUUGAUGGUCCUUCUCACGGUGCUUUACAGUACGAAACCAUUCAGGUUGUUGACAAUGGACCAAUCCUGCGAGACAUGGCCUUUUCUUCCGAUCAGCAUUUCCUGUAUGUCAUGUCGGAAACACAGCUAACCCGUGUCCCAGUGGAAGCAUGUGAGCAGUAUUCAUCCUGUAACGAGUGUCUGGGAUCUGGAGAUCCUCACUGUGGCUGGUGUGUGCUACACAGCAUGUGCACCAGGAAGGAAAAGUGUGAGCGGUCAUCUGAGCCUCGACGUUUUGCCUCAGCUACAAAGCAGUGUGUGAGGCUCAGCGUUCACCCUAACAACAUCUCUGUGUCCCAAUUCAGUGUCAUGCUCAUUCUGGAGGCCCAUAAUGUGCCAGAACUUUCUGCAGGGGUCAACUGCACUUUUGAAGACCUAGCAGAGAUGGACGGUCUGGUUGAGGGAAAUCGCAUCACCUGCAGCUCUCCUGCUGAGAAGGAGGUCCCACGAAUCAUCGUAGACCAAGGUGACCAUCAGAUUGUGCAGCUCUUCCUAAAAUCAAAGGAGACGGGACUAGCAUUCGCCAACACUAGCUUUGUUUUCUACAACUGCAGCGUUCACAAGUCGUGCCUGUCCUGUGUCGGAAGCCCUUACCAGUGCCACUGGUGCAAAUAUCGUCACACAUGCACCCAUGACCCCAGCAGCUGCUCCUUCCAAGAGGGCCGUGUCAAACAGCCAGAGGAAUGUCCACAGCUUCUACCAGCAGAUCGGAUCCUGGUGCCAGUGAAUGUGGUGAAACCCAUCACCCUUCGGGCCAAGAACCUGCCCCAACCACAGUCAGGCCAGCGUGGGUACGAGUGUGUGCUCACCAUUCAGGGCGUGGAGCAGAGAGUUCCUGCUCUCCGCUUCAACAGCUCCAGUGUACAGUGCCAGAAUACAUCGUACUUAUAUGAUGGGAUGGAGAUGAGUAGCCUCCCUGUGGAUCUGACGGUCAUCUGGAAUGGAGACUUCAGCAUUGACAACCCAGUCCAAAACAAAGUGCACCUGUACAAGUGUGAUGCGCGGCGGGAGAGCUGUGGGCUGUGUCUAAAGGCAGACCCUCUGUUCGGCUGUGUGUGGUGUAAGGGAGAGAACCGUUGCUCACUGAAACAGCACUGCCCUCACCCGCAGAGCAUGUGGCUCGAGCACAAUGGCAUCAAUAGCAAGUGCACGCACCCCAGAAUCACUAAGAUCACCCCACUCAAAGGGCCUCGUGAAGGAGGAACGCUGGUAACUAUCCGUGGUGAGAACCUGGGGCUGGAGUUCAAUGAGAUUAAGGACAAUGUGAAGGUUGCAGAGGUGGAGUGCACACCAGUACCCGAGGGAUACAUUCCAGCAGAACAGAUUGUGUGUGAAAUGGGAAAAGCAGAAAAAAGCCAGUUUGCUGGAAAUAUCCAAGUGUGCGUUGGAGAGUGUCGUUCUGAGUUCAUGGCCAAGUCGUCCAAGUACUACUUUUUUGUGGUCCCCAGAUUGCUGAGUCUAAAGCCCAGUCGAGGGCCAGUAUCUGGCGGUACCAUUGUCAACAUUACAGGCAGUUACCUGGAUGCUGGCAGCAAUGUCUCCAUUAUAUUCAAAGAUCAGAAGUGUACCUAUCAACGGAGAGGAGGACAGUGGAUAACAUGCCGCUCUCACGCAUCAAUGCAAGGCUAUGGAAAUGUGUCUGUAUCUGUGUUUGUGGAUAAAGCUCACAUUCACAAAGAUCUCAAGUUUGAGUAUGCAGAGGACCCCACUAUCACCAAACUGGAACCUGAGUGGAGUAUUUUCAGUGGCAACACACCAGUAACCGUGACCGGGACCAACCUGGACAUCAUCCAGAACCCUCUCAUCAGAGCCAAAUACAAGAACUUAGAGGCGGUCAACACGUGUCAGGUGUUGAGUCCCACCACAAUGCAGUGUAUGGCCCCAGAGCUUCCCUAUAGUCUGAGCAGACUGAAGGAAGUUCCAGAAAGGCCUGAUGAAUUUGGCUUUAUCCUGGACAACGUUCAGUCUGUGCUGGCCCUCAACAACACCAACUUCAUCUACUACCCAAACCCAGUGUUUGAACCACUCAGUAUGUCCGGAGUCCAUGAGCUUAAACCAGGAUCCCCUAUUAUACUCAAGGGUAGAAACUUCCUGCCUCCAGCCCCGGGUGGUAAUGGGAAGCUCAACUAUACUGUUCUGAUUGGAGAUAAACCUUGUACAUUAACUGUAUCAGACACUCAGCUGCUCUGUGAAUCGCCCAAUCUGACUGGACGCCACAAGGUCUUGGCCCGUGUGGGUGGUAUCGAGUUUUCCCCAGGUGCGGUCCACAUCACUUCAGACAGUCCCCUCAGCAGCACAGCCGUCAUCAGCAUCGCCGGGGCUGGAGGCCUCCUCAUCUUCUUCAUUGUCAUUGUCCUCAUCGCCUACAAGCGCAAAUCCCGUGAGAGCGAUCUUACUCUUAAACGCCUACAGAUGCAGAUGGACAAUCUGGAGUCCAGAGUAGCUCUGGAGUGUAAAGAGGCAUUUGCAGAGCUGCAGACAGACAUUCACGAGUUGACCAGUGAUCUAGACGGAGCAGGCAUUCCCUUCCUGGACUACCGCACAUAUACCAUGCGAGUUCUUUUCCCUGGUAUUGAGGAGCAUCCAGUCCUUAGAGAUCUAGAGGUGCCAGGUUACAGACAGGAUCAGGUGGAGAAGGGCCUAAAACUGUUUGGACAGCUAAUCAACAACAAAGUUUUCCUUUUGUCCUUCAUCCGAACCCUGGAGUCUCAGAGAGGCUUUUCCAUGCGAGACCGAGGCAACGUUGCUUCACUGAUCAUGACAGUGUUGCAGAGUAAACUGGAGUAUGCAACAGAUGUCCUGAAACACCUGCUGUCUGACCUUAUCGACAAGAACCUGGAAAGCAAGAACCAUCCAAAACUAUUACUUAGAAGAACGGAGUCUGUGGCUGAGAAAAUGCUCACGAAUUGGUUCACUUUUCUGCUGUACAAAUUCCUCAAGGAGUGUGCCGGUGAGCCCCUGUUCUCGCUUUUCUGUGCCAUAAAGCAACAGAUGGAAAAAGGCCCCAUCGACUCAAUCACUGGAGAAGCCCGCUACUCACUCAGUGAAGACAAGCUCAUCAGACAGCAAAUUGAUUACAAGACUCUGGUGGUGAACUGUAUGCAUCCAGACAAUGAGAAGAGUCCAGAAGUACAGGUGAAGGUACUUAACUGUGACACCAUCAGCCAGGUGAAAGAGAAGAUCCUGGAUGCCAUCUUCAAGAAUGUCCCCUACUCACACCGACCAAAAGCAUCUGACAUGGACCUGGAGUGGCGUCAAGGCAGAGUGGUGCGAGUUAUCCUGCAGGACGAGGACGUCACCACGAAGAUUGAGUGUGACUGGAAAAGACUUAACAUACUGUCUCACUACCAGGUGACUGAUAAUGCUGUGGUAGCUCUUGUACCCAAGCAGGUGACUGCAUACAACUCUGUGAACAAUUCCACAGUCUCCAGAACAUCUGCCAGCAAAUAUGAAAACAUGAUCAAAUACACAGGCAGCCCAGACAGUCUUAGAUCUCGCACCCCAAUGAUCACACCAGACCUGGAGAGCGGACUUAAGGUGUGGCAUUUGGUGAAGAACCAUGAGCAUGGAGACCAGAAGGAGGGAGAUCGUGGCAGCAAAAUGGUCUCAGAGAUCUACCUGACCAGGCUGUUGGCAACCAAGGGCACUCUGCAGAAGUUUGUGGAUGACCUGUUUGAGACCAUCUUCAGCACUGCACACAGAGGAAGUGCCCUCCCUCUCGCUAUCAAGUACAUGUUUGACUUCCUGGAUGAACAGGCCGACAAGCACAACAUUUACGACCCGCACGUCAGACACACAUGGAAGAGCAACUGCCUACCUCUACGGUUCUGGGUGAACGUUAUCAAGAACCCACAGUUUGUGUUCGACAUCCAUAAGAGCAGCAUCACGGACGCCUGUCUGUCUGUGGUGGCACAAACCUUCAUGGAUUCAUGCUCGACGUCAGAACACCGCUUGGGCAAAGACUCCCCUUCUAACAAGCUGCUAUAUGCCAAGGAUAUUCCCAGCUACAAGAGCUGGGUUGAGAGAUAUUACUCAGACAUUAGUAAGAUGCCUGCAAUCAGUGAUCAGGAUAUGAACGCAUACCUGGCAGAGCAGUCCCGCAUGCACAUGACUGAGUUCAACACCAUGAGCUCCCUCAGCGAGAUCUACUCUUAUGUGGGCAAAUAUACAGAGGAGAUUGUGUCUGCACUGGAGCAGGAUGACGGUGCCAGGAAACAGAGACUGGCCUACAAGCUGGAGCAGGUGGUCGUCUUUAUGAGCCUGGAGAGCUGAGGACCACAUUUCCCAGAGUGCACUGGGAGAUCCAUCAGAAACCGAGCCGUGCCUGAGUGAAGAUUUGUCCAUCUAUCUCAUCUCUUCUGUUUGCAAUUUUCCUACAAAACCAAGCGUUUGCAUCAUAUUAGCUCUGCUUCCUAGAACAGUAGAGAUGGGAACUGGAGGGUGGGCAGAGGAGCCAAGGACUACAUUACCUAUGAUGCAGUCGUUUUGGGUUGCCAUCCGGCUCUGCCGUGUAGAGGAAGGUUGGCUACCUACGAGUUCUGCUUCCAUCUGCUCCAUCCUUCUCUCUGACUAGAAAAAAAAGAAACAUUUCUGUUGCCUUCAAAGUAUAGCUGAUAAGCAGAAACCACUAUGUUUGGUGUCAAUUUGUUCUGACUUUUAUGACUAGGGUAGUGUAUGGCGCUAAUAUAGAGUCCUGUUUACUGUAGUACCUUUUUUUAAACAUCGAAAAGCAAGACAAAAUAUGGUACUGCAUGCAUCUAAAGAAUGCAGACCAUUUGGGCCAUUUCAAAAGACACCUUGAGAAUGUGGCAUUUACAGGAUGUACAAGAGGAUUUUUACUUCAUAACUGAGCGCUUUGAUAAGAGAACAAUCAAGCCUGGACAACCUGCCUGCUUAUUUUCACUUUGAAGAGAGUGAGGUGCAUUUAAAACCCUUGAAACACAGGGAGUUAGUGCUUCAAUUCUUCUGUUUUUUCCAGGAACCUACUUGACUCUAAAACGUAGAGUGUCAUCUUGUGGCAUUCGCAUAGCUCUACACUUCACCCCAAGCCUUCAUGUUGGCAUAUACAGUAUCUGGCUCCUGCACAUCUCUCAAUUUAACCUCUAAUGACUAGAGGAAAAGCCAAGGUUUGAUCCCCUUAGAAGCACACACACCUCACCCUGCAGUGGGAGCAGAGAGCCACGUGUCCUCCAUCCUGGUUUCCAGGACCUACGCUGUGCUGAGGACAAAAAUCUCUGUUAUCUUAAAAAAAGCACACAUUUCAUAGAUGACUCAGUUCACACAUACAGUGGGGGGACUUUAAUUACAAAAUAUCCUACUCAGAAUUAGUUGUUACUGGGUGGUAAUAGAGAUGCACCCAGACGGGAUGAGUUGCUGAAAGUGCACAUGUGCAUUCUGCACUGUUCACUGCCACAGGGUCUACCCGUAAUUACUCUGAGCACUCUGGACGCGGCUGGGAAAAAACCCCACACACAUGGACAAAGUUGGUCAGCAGAAAACCAAACGAACCCAAUUGAAAAAAAAAAAAGAACAAAGAUUGUCUGGAGAAUAAAUUACCCCUGAGAAACUGAACACAAGGCACUGUUUGUUUUAUGACCUGCAGAAUGAAUCUAACGCUCUAUCUGCAGUCUGAUAUUGGUUUCUCUCCAUUAUUCUUUGUACGGUACAAGGGGGGAGGGAUGGUGCUUGCUGUAGCUGGCCUUGAGAGACCCAACCUGGGCUUACGAUUCCCAAAUGACAACGGUUGGAGUGUCAAGGACUUAAACAUAUUGGCUGUAACUUUGACAAAGAGAAAGAGACCAUUUAGCUGUCCUCCUUUGUCCUCUGAGCAUAGACCUUCCUUUACCCUUGACAGCGUACCCCAUGUGGUGAUGUGAAUGUGUGGAGACCAGCCCAGGUCUGCCUUGGGUUCUUUAUUGGCUUUUUCAACGCAUGUAUUUCAAUUUAAACUUUAAAAAAAUAAAAGAAAAAUGGAAAAUAGAAAAAAUAAGCCUCGCAAUUGAUGAUGUGGAUGUGUUCUUUUCUUUCAUUUGCUUGGAAGAAUGAGAUGGAGAAGAAAAAAUGUAUCUGUCAUCUUAAAAAUUGCAACCUUGAUUAAGGUGGAACCUUUAUCCUGCCCUUCCAUUCAACUGCAAUGACCAUUUGUGAAUGUUUUAGAUGCUAGCUAAUAAGGCUAAUGAAACCUUAAGCAGAUAUAGUAUAUACCCUUGCAUGCUGACCUAUUUGGAUAUGAAAUGAUCUGCCUUGCUAGCAAUUUAUCUAAUACUACUAUGAAUUUCUAAAGUGAACCAAACCCUUGUUAGACUUUCAUCAGACUCCUGUGCUCAUGAGCAAAACAAAAAUACCUUUCUAUCAGGUAGACUGUGUUUCUCAGAGGAUGUCAAGCUGAGAGUCCUCAUUCACCGAUUACAUUGAGCCAGACCAUUAGUGUGAACACUCCAGCUGCUCAUUCACGCGAGGUUCCCACCUUAAAUGCUAUUUAGGGGUUUUCACAAAGAAAAUAAUGCAUUUUUGUUGUCUUUAAUGUGCAAAUCUAAAAGAGUUCAUUCCCUUAAUGAGUUUGUUUGUACCACAUCAUAUCUGUUUUGUAUUUCUGCAUUUUUCCAUAAAUCUGUUUGUAUUAUAGGUUUGACUCAUUUUGAUACUGCAUUAGCUUUCCACAAAAUUAUUUUUUAAUGUUUUUUUUUUAAUUAUGUGUGUGAUUGCUUUGGGUUUCCUUGUGUUAUUUCUUAGCAUAUCUUAGUAGCAGUGGACUAUGUUUAUUAGGUAUUUCAGGUACACAGCUGCACAGAUACCACUGUCAAGAUUUUUAGGUAUUAUGUUUUAGACAAACCUUUCUGAAAACUGACAUGAAGUAUAACCCGUAAAUCUGUUAGAAAUCUUGAAAUUGACGCUUAUAAUUAACAGUGUAAUAAUUUCUUCUGGGAACUAAUUUAGGAAAUCUAGAGAUCGUCAUAUUAUUGUGGAAAAACCUGUGGGGAAAAAAGCAUUUCAAUGAGCUGAUAUUUCGAUGAAGUGAAUCGUUCUGGAUUUCCUCAUGACUCUAAUCCUGUAUUUACGUUCCAUGUUUCAUCUGUCAUGUACAUCCACAGCAGGUGUCAACAGAACCACCCCCUCCCUUAUGUCCAAAAGACCAGAUAAAGUUUUCCACCUUAAACAUUUUGUAAGAACUAAAAAGUCCUUUUAGCUCAGUGUUACGGAGACCUGUUAGAAUAGACUUUUGAAUAUUUCCAGUUUUGAUGCAAGAAAAAGUUAUCCUGAUGGAAGACGAGAGAGAGAGAGAGAGAGAGAGAGAGAGAGACCAGUGGAAAAGCAAGCUUCUCUAAAUUUGUUAUAAUUAAUUGUAUACCUGUGUAUGUAAAUAUAAUGCAUUCCUAUUUUGCAGUCAA